CCCCGCGGCGCAACCCUGCCCUAAUCGCAGAGACCGCUCUUUUUCUUCGGCGACUGCGGCGUCUCGUCAGUGAACGACGGCUGCCUUCCUCUCCAUCGGGAAACAGCGACAGUCGGCGGUGGCGUCUUCCCCUCCCGAACGGUUGGAGCGAUGUACAAGUCAUGAAACUUACCCAGAAGGCACCCCGGUUGCUGUGUGCUAAGGUAGAGACUACACUGAAGCCCAGGAUGAGAUCUUUGCAGGACAUGGGAUUUUCUGUUACCGAAAUAGUUCAGUUGGUUUCAAAAUUUCCGACUGUACUCUAUCAUAAUAUCCAACCGAAUUUGAACUUCUUGAAGUCACUACUUGGUUCUAAUGAGAGGUUACUGAAAGCCUGCAGUAGGAACCGAUUUCUUCUUACUUCUAGCUUAGCUCGGAAGAUAGAGCCCAAUAUAUCUCUCUUAAGGGAAUGUGGCAUCAGUGAUGAAUGCAUCGCGCGUAUGGUGGUGUUGAAUUCGGGUUUUGUUGUUCGAAAAAACAAAUUUAUUAAGGAAGUUAUGGAACAUGUUGAGGAGUUGGGUGUGCCACAUGAUUGUGGAAUGUUCCCUCAUGCACUUCUUACUGUCUUGAACUCGAGCAGAUCUAAGUGUGAUGCUACCUUUGCAACCUUGAAGAGCUUUGGUUGGUCCCAGCCAGAUAUCGUUGCCAUACUCAGGAAGAACCCAUGUGUUUGGAGACUCUCAAAGAAGAACAUAUCUGACAAAAUGACAUUCCUGACGAAGGAAGCUGGUUGUGAGCUGCAGUAUAUCAUUCGCAAUCCUGGGAUUCUUGCAUAUAGCUUGGAGAAGAGGUUGAGACCGCGACAUGAAGUUAUAAAUUUUCUCGAGCAGAAUAAAUUGCUGGAUAAAGGACAUCGCCUUUUAUAUGUCAUGCCACUAACUGAGCAGAAGUUCAUGAACAAAUUUCUUUUCCCGUACAAGGAGAAAUUUACUGCACUCUAUAAUUCCUAUGUUGCUGCUGUGCAGGGAAAGCACCAUGUUGUCGCUGAAAAUUAGGAUUGCAAGUGCUUCCUCGAGACAAAUGUGUAAACCUGUUGCAUCCUGACUGCACUAUUUAAUCAUCUUAAAUUUGUGACAAUUUAUAUUCUUCAGGAGUUUCGUCUGAGUGGAACAUCCCUGUUGAUUUUGAUAUUUUAUUUCUAAUUAUCUUUUGAUACCUUUUAUUUUA
This is a messenger RNA of Musa acuminata subsp. malaccensis (wild Malaysian banana), 1206 nucleotides long. NCBI's taxonomy places the organism in Eukaryota, Viridiplantae, Streptophyta, Magnoliopsida, Zingiberales, Musaceae. The record is from RefSeq and is a predicted model, not a curated record.